Messenger RNA from Alternaria arborescens, 4722 nucleotides. RefSeq names its product Anucleate primary sterigmata protein B. The coding region runs from base 1 to 4722 and encodes 1573 amino acids. The transcript has 2 exons. NCBI's taxonomy places the organism in Eukaryota, Fungi, Ascomycota, Dothideomycetes, Pleosporales, Pleosporaceae. Gene Ontology annotation, cellular component: cytoskeleton; microtubule organizing center. The record is from RefSeq and is a predicted model, not a curated record.
AUGGCGACAGACACCGCUCCUGCUUCGAGUGCUGAGGCCUCGCAAACAGACGAACUCGACUCCACACCCUCCACCCCCACGCUGGCACCCACACACGAAAACUACAUGGCGCACGAUAUCUCGGAGGCCGACGAUGUCAGGGCUUUUGAUCAGCCCGACGCUGACCUGCCGCCCUUACCAACCGAGGAAGACGACAGCAUCAUACAUCAUGUUAUCGAGGAGGAAGACGCGCAUAAUGACGAGAGUGUCUUUGAGGAUCGCGAGAUGAAGCGCCAAUUGAUGGACAUCGAAUCGAGCUUUAUCCCAGAGGCGCCUAUCCAGGUCGAAGCACCUCAAGGACAGUCCGGCGUAGACGAUACCUACUUAUUCGGGGGCUCACCAGGAAAUUCUCAACAAUCAGCUCGACCUCUGCGUGACGACGCAGAUAUGCAGCGAGUAAUGAACAACCUAGAAGAAUUGCUAAAGCCAAAGAAGAAGCCCAAGAAGCUUGAAGUACGCAGUGGAAACACACCGACCAAGUCGCAAUCCAGGAAUACUCUUCAUAGCAACUCUUCAUCCUUUUCUGAGGCUCCCACGCCCGCGGAUGCCUACAAGACACCUGCCGCGAGACGCUUGGACUUUGGGGCCGACGACUCGAUGGAUACGAGCACCGCAACAUCAGAGGUUGGUCCUUCCUCGCCCGCCGCGGAAGCCGCGCAACGAAGUCAAUCGCGCGCUUCAGCAAGCCAGACCACGGAACAAUCGGAGGGGGAGGAAGAGGACAGCUCGCGUCGAGAGGAACAGGCUGCUCCAGGCGCCCAGCAGAAAGAAGUGGACGUGCGACGGCCCACAUCCAGUGCCUCGACAGUAAAAGCUCCCGACUUCUCUCUAGUUGAAGAGGGCUCCUCCCUUACGAAUGAGAACGAAUCCAGCGUAGAUAGCAUAGCUAUGCCUCCACCACCAGUUCCUGCGACCGCGCAAAAGAUCAGUAAGCGACCGAGCUACCUGCAGCAUCGCCAUUCGAGCCAACGAUCAUCCGUGUCUUCAUUCACUAACCGGUCUGAUGCGUCUGGAGAUGGCGGAAGCACAGCGAGUCUUGGUGCAGACUAUGCCUUGCAAACUGGUGGCGCAAUCCCUCGCUCAAGUGGACCACGAGGGAUGAGCCUUGGGCUAUCAAGAUUGCCGAGCUUAGGUAGCAUAGCCUCGUCAAUGUCGGGAUACAGCGAUACCAACCCCUGGGAGAAGGGCCGGAGUAUCAGUACUAACUCUCUCUCUGCUUUUCUCCAGCCGGAUAAUAGUCUGGGUCGUUUAGAUGAGGAAGUCCCUAAUAGCGCAACUCCACCCGAGACACCUCGCGCUCCCAGCGUGCAGCCUGCUGCCCCCACAGACACCGUUAUCGCCAGGCAUGUUCAAGACAUACAGGUACCGGAUUCUAUUGCACGCGAUUUCCGGGCUAAGCACUCGCGGUCGCCAGACAAACGGCACAUAGCCACUCCCUUCACUCGGAGCAAACACAACCUUACACUGAAGGAACAGAACAGCAAGAUUGAUAAGCUCAGCAAAGAAAACUUUGAUCUCAAACUCAAGAUUCAUUUCCUCGACCAAGCGCUUCAGAAUCGAUCUGACGAGGGAGUCAAGGAGAUGAUCUCAAAGAACGUCCAACUGCAAACCGAUCUUGCGACAGAGAAGAAGGAAAGUCAGUCAAUGCGCAAGAAGAUUCGUGAUCUAGAGCGAAGACUCAAGGCUCAGGAGGAAGGUAACACUAGUUCCAGGGAUCUUGGCAGCGGCUCGGAGGACGGGAGAAGUGUUCAGUCGUCUAGGCAAGCUGAGUUAGAAGAGGAAAUCGAGUUUCUACGAGAGCGCCUAGAAUCUACAGAGAUCACUGUGGACCAGUGGCAGCAGGAGGCACUUCAGAAAGAAGCAGACAACCGACGCAUGGCUGAUUACAUCAAGACAAUGCGAGAGAAGAGCUCUGGUGAAGACUCCGCUGGUUUUGACGAGGCCAUCAACAUGUGGAAAGAGGAUUUCGAGGAGGAACGCGCAAGGCGUGAGCAAGUCGAGAGUCGCUGUCAGCAAGCAGAGACUGAAAGCGAAAGACUUCGAGAAGAGGUCGAACGCUUGAAAGAGCAGAACCAACAGAUGCAUCACUCGACGACGAACCAUCACUUCAACAAAACUUUGAACAACUCACGGCGCAUCCAGCAAUCUUUUGCUGCUCGUUCAAACUCUGGCUCUGAUGGCAACGAGAAUACUGCGCCAAUCUCUCUUGGCGGCACAAGCAGCACCUUGGUGGAACACCUACAGAGCGACAAUGAGAAAUUGCAACGAGACCUUCACGCACAAGCCUCUAUGCUCACAUCAAGGAAUCGAGAAAAUCUCCGUCUUAGGGAAGAGAACGAAGGCUUGAAACUCACAAUUCGAAGAGGAGAUGCAGGAUCGACGGCCGGCGAUAGUAUUCUGGAGCGCUCCAUCUCCCGCAACCACAUGAGGUCUGUUUCAAGAGCAAGCGGCGGGACGCGUUUGACCCAGCAAAGCGAUCCUGAUCGAGAGGACUUCGAAAGCAAACAUGCUGCUCUUCGAGAUGAGCUAUCUCAGCUCAAGCUUUCCUACAAAGAGCUUGACGACCAGCUUAACGGUCAUCUCGACAUGCUUGAGACUACUGAGAACAAGGUCAAGGAGCUAGAGCGGGAGAUCGAAGCACAGACAGAAGAUCUCCAAGCACUAGCAAGUGAGCGCGACGAGGCACUCGAGCUGCUACAAGAUAAAGAGCAGGAAUGUGAGGAGCUAAGGCAGGAAGCGCUGGAUACAGUUCAAAGGCUAGAGAUUGAUCUUGAACAGAAGCAAGCGGAACGUGAUCGUCUUUACAAUGAUCUCGAAAACACCACUGAAGACUUCCACGCCCUACAGCAAGAAAUGAAGAAUGUCAGCGAGAGCCUUUUACAGCUCGAGGACGACCGGGACGCAAGCCUACGCAAGAUUCAGAACCUUGAAGCUGAGCUCGGAGACGCAAAUGAAGAGUUGAACAGGCAAGACAAGCUUCUUAGUGAGGAGAGGUCGAAGAAUGAGCGAUUGGACGUUCAACUUGAGUCUUGUCAGGGUGAGAUUGACUUCCUGAGAGAAGAGCAAGAAGGCGACAAGAUCAAGAUUGGCGAGUUAGAGUCAGCCCUGAACCACACUCAAGUCACGUUGCAGGAGGCGAGAGAACGUUCCCGAGAUCUCGAGGAGCGCAUGGCUGAGGAAAGGCAACAACGCGAUGUUUUGGAGACUCAAGAGAAGCAAGAGGUGGAGAAGAUCAUCACCGACCUGAACGGUCAAUUGACAAAGCUCAAGGAGGACAGCAGGAAGCUACGAAAGAACCUGUCAAGCAAAGAAGUUGAGGCAUCCACCUGGAAGCAGCGCCAUGACGAACUGGAGCACACUCUUCGUGAGUCCCUGGGAAACCUCAACGGUACGAGGUCAAGCCUCUUCAAGGACAUUGCAAAGCUUCAACGAGACCUCCAAGCGACUAUGCAAGAGCUCGAAGUUGUCAAAGCCGAUCUUGCAGAAAAGGACCGUUUGUUGCGUGCCCGCGACACCCUCCUGGAGAGCGCCGGUUUGGAAAGCCGCCGUCUUUCAGAGAUGCUCGAACGUGAACGCCAAGCCCGCCGACAAGACCAAACCACAUUCGAGAACGCCAAACGCGGUCACCAAUCCACUGCCAGGGCGAUUCAGCAACACGAAUCAAGAGUCCUGGAACUGGAGACUCUUCGUAGCCAGGAUCGCCAGAAACUUCACAGUCUAGAGAAACAAUACAAAGAGCAGCUGCUCGAGCGAAACAAUCUGCUAUACGCCCUGUGGAACCGACUAUCCACCCUUUGUGGUGCAGAGUGGUCCCGCAACAACGCUCUCAUCAACGGAGAACUUACUUCGAUGGAGCUCAUUUCUAGGAACGUUCAAGGCUUCAACAAGAACAUCAUUCUUGCGGUCAGGACUGUGGAGAGUGUCAUUGGUGCUUUCAAGCAAAGAAUUCGCAAUAUAGAGAACAACCUCGUCCGCGACUACCAGACUCUUGAGCAUAGCCUAGAUGCACGCUCCAAGCGACUUGACCAGCUUGAGAAGCUUGUCAUGGCUCAACGACAGUCGAUUGGAAGACCUAGCACUGUUCGUGGAGGUAUUGUUGAUCUUAACACCGCAGAAUUAAACAAACUGCGUACUGAAAACAAAACAUUACGAUCCGAGGUCCAAACCCUCCGCGCCAUCACGACCACGACGCAGUCUGGCAACGAUGUUAUUGUUAGCCGCUCGCCAUCACGUGCUGCGUCGCCAGUCUCUUCCAAGCGUGCCAGUAUGGCGCAAACGCUGUUGCGGGCUCACUCCGCUUCUGUAGUCGAGAAUUAUUCUACUUCAUCGACGCCUACGCCAGGCCACCCUUAUCCUGCCGCUGGGCCGCUUCAACCAAGUGAGCAGAAGUGGAUACAUCGACUCAAGGAACUUGAACGGCGGUUGAAGGCUGAGCGUGAAGCGCGACUCCUUGAUCGAAGCGGCGCCCGGAAGAGGCUAGAGCAAAAAGUGGAAGAAAAUGCAGACUUGAGGGCUGCGCUCGAAAAAGAGCGGGAUCGAAGGGAUGAAGAUGAUGCCGAAACUAUCCAAAGAAGUGCGUCUGCGGGCGGCAGUCGCAUCGGCGGCAGUGGACGUGCCAGUGUGGUUGGCAGUGUGAGACACACUAAUGGCAGUGGCAAGGAGAGGGGAGAGGAUAUGUAUUAG